AUGAGGUUGCUGAAAAUUCGUCGAGGCGGCCUGAUGCAGCACAUUCACUUGCCUGGAAACAUCACAAUCGAGAGAUUCAGCUGGGUUCCAGGUGCUGCUACGGCCGAGAAGUCCAUCCCACGCAAGAUUGGCCAAGAAUCCGGGACGCUGCCGGUCCGGCCUCAAAACGAGAUCCGAUUGGUCGAAAGUCUGGGCCCAACAGCCAAUCAUGACCCAGUGUUGGCCAAAUGCCGGUUGCCAAUGGCGCAUCCAGAACGCGAUCACUGUUCAUCCGGUUUCAAAGCGUCUGUGAACGGUGAAGAAACAGCUGUUUCGGAGCAUUCCAAUUCUUUAUUGAAGGUCUUGGACAACAGUCUGAACACACCGGCAUCCGGUGUUAAAGAUAUUGUGUUAGAUAGACAGGAACGGUCUUUAAUUGUUCACCCCGGAAGGCUUGUGGAGUUAUCCAUCUGUUGUAUCGGAGUCACUGCUGAAGUCCCUAAAGCAACCGCAGAAGUCCCCUGUUCUGGCAUUCAAAGACCUCAGUGCUGUUUACAUUCUUUUCGUGACCCCCCAAAACAAUGGUUAAGAACCACGGACAUUUUGAGUCAAAAGCUUCAAAGAUCUGCAGAGUGUGCUAGGUAUGGCACUCACCAGGAUGUGAUGAAGUUUACAACAUCACAGGUGGACGGUCGAUUAGAAAUCAACAAAUUUAUUGAAGCAAAUCAGAGCUUUCAUCCUAAGAACUACUUGGACACUGUUUCUUGCCAAACAGAUGUAUUGUCAUGGCGCUGCAAACCUGGUAAUUCUUUGUUGUCUAGGCCCGAUUCUAAUAGGUAA
Molecule: messenger RNA, 819 nt
Organism: Opisthorchis viverrini
Lineage: Eukaryota; Metazoa; Platyhelminthes; Trematoda; Opisthorchiida; Opisthorchiidae
Exons: 4
Coding region: 1-819 (272 amino acids)
Source: RefSeq, a predicted model, not a curated record